GGUGUCCCUAAAAGUUCCAUCGCCCACUACCAAUAUGGCCGCCUCGGAACGUUGGUGAAAAUUUGCCAGGAAUCUCGAGAAGAAACAUACGUUUUGUGUUACAAAAUGACUACCAGGAGGAGAAAGAAGGAUGGAGAUGAUACAGCCAAUGGGGCACUACCCAGCGUAUGGACAAGGGCUUUCAAAGCGUCUUCAGAGUGGCCUGAUAAAGAUGAAUUCUUGGACGUGAUCUAUUGGUACAGGCAAGUCAUUGCCCUGGUAGCAGGCUGUAUAUGGGGACUGAUACCACUGAAGGGAUUUAUAGGAUUAGCUUUGUUUGUUGCUUUGAACGCAGGCAUCAUGUAUUUAUACUUCAGUUCAUUCCAAGAGGUAGAUGAAGAGGAGUAUGGAGGUGCUUGGGAAAUCACCAAGGAAGGCUUCAUGUCUUCAUUCGCAUUGUUUUUGGUAACCUGGAUCUUGUUCUACUCUGCCAUGCACUUUCCCUAACAGAAAGGAUCCUGGUCUAGUGUGACACACAACGUCUCAUCCAAAGCAACAAGUAUACAGUCACAAACAGUAUACAGUAUACAGUACUCUUAUUCAGGGCUGGGGAGAAAGGAGUUAAGAAUUCUAGUUCUACCUAAUAGUAUGUUGUCUGUUCAUAAUGUGCAUGACAGAUGAAAGAGAUGCGUUACAGAUUUACAACAUGAAAUGGAUUAGAAUAUUCGUAGGAUUUAUUUAAAGGUCUUUUACGCUCUAUCGGCAAAAAUGACCAUGAUGGUGCUUUUCAAUACUCCAAAAAGUCUGCAAUUGAUGCUAUAAUUUAAUAGUUUUAAAUUGCUAUAAAAAGACCUUUGAUAUGCCUCCAACACAAACAUUGGAAAGUAUUGACACUAUUGUUUACUUUUUACUGUUACACAACAUUCAGUUGUUACAUUUACAGUGUUACCUAUAACUACCAAGGCCCAUAUAGACAGCAUUGUCAAUAACCCCUCUUCUUGCAUUUUCAUCUACAUUGUGAUGAACCGAAGCAAUAAGAGUUCAUUUAGAAAUGGGGACUAACAUCCAUGCCGCUGCCAAUACAACUACAAUGUACAAUGUCCUGAUUUGAUCCAUAACUGCAACCCCACCUCUAAUUUAUGAUGACCAUGGUCA
Messenger RNA from Branchiostoma belcheri (Belcher's lancelet), 1134 nucleotides. RefSeq lists its product as uncharacterized. The record is from RefSeq and is a predicted model, not a curated record. Gene Ontology annotation, biological process: mitochondrial respirasome assembly. NCBI's taxonomy places the organism in Eukaryota, Metazoa, Chordata, Leptocardii, Amphioxiformes, Branchiostomatidae. The transcript has 4 exons. The coding region runs from base 106 to 486 and encodes 126 amino acids.